Daldinia caldariorum is the source of this 1644-nucleotide messenger RNA. RefSeq names its product putative short chain dehydrogenase. The record is from RefSeq and is a predicted model, not a curated record. The coding region runs from base 499 to 1287 and encodes 262 amino acids. Lineage: Eukaryota; Fungi; Ascomycota; Sordariomycetes; Xylariales; Hypoxylaceae. The transcript has a single exon.
GUACGAAGUAUACUAUGUAUAUUUCCAUGUGGCCUUUGCAAGUUUUAUAUUGUUUUUACGACAAGCUUGGAAAUACCUAACAUCAUAUAAUGCAGCUUAAUAAAUGGCACCGACUACCUUAUAAAUGAAGUUCGCCCGAGUCUUGUUCUUAUUCAUAAAUAUCAACAUUCAACAUUUGAAAUUUUAUCGGGCAAGGUCUUAUGUGACCUUAUCAUGUCCACAGCAUCGUCAAUGUCUUUUUAGUAGAUAGCUUGCUGUGUUAGCAUAUACCUACCUAACCUAGGUAAUUAUUGGAACGUCAUUAUACUAAAAGCGGUCUCUGACUUUCGAUGAAUCAAUCUUGAUUUCUAAUCUGGAGCCGAUUUUUUUGGGUCCAAACCCGAAUGGCGAUAUCCUAUAAAUUCGUCUUAAACGCCUAGGUUAGGGAAUUUAGUAUCGGUCUUUACUCGCUGAUAAUAGGUUAGGUACGUAAAACCGUCUUAUCUUCUUUGACACACCAUGGCCCGCAUCUUCAUCACCGGAUCAUCAGAUGCAAAAGGCCUUGCGAUACGCUCGGCCCGGGUCCUCAUCCAGCGGGGCCACGACGUCUAUCUUCACGCCCGAAAUAGCCCAAGAGCCCAGGACGCGCGCGCGGCCUGUCCUGGGGCUAAGGGCGUGUUCGUCGCGGACCUGGCGUCCGCGGAAGAAACCAAGGCGCUGGCGAAACAGCUGAACGAAACCGGCCCCUGGGAUGCUAUCUUUCAUAACGCCGCCGUCAUGCAUGGCGUGGAUGGCGUCAAAAACAAGGACGGAAUUCCUGUGCUCUUUGCCAUCAACACGCUAGCGCCGUACGUGUUAACCUCUUUGAUAAACCCGCCGCCGAAGCGCUAUGUCUUCGUCUCUAGUGGCAUGCACAAGGGCGGUGACCCCUUAUUGCGCAAUAUCCGGCAGUGCACCUACAGCGAUAGCAAGCUGCACGACGCCUUGUUAGCCUUUUGGUUCGCACGCCGCCUCGCCAACCGAGGUGUGCUGAGCAACGCCUUGAGUCCAGGAUGGGUUCCUACAAGGAUGGGUGGCCCGGCGGCGCCCGAUGACAUCGACGCAGCGGUUGAUACCUACGUCCUGCUAGCGGAGGGGUCAGGGGCUGCCGAGGGCGCGACGGGGAAAUACUGGUAUCAGUCUCUCGCCCGGAGUUCCGCCGGCUCGGGCCAUGAAACAAGAUAUUCAAAAGCACUCGACGACGAAGCCACACAGGAUAAGUUGAUCCGGACUCUUGAGGAGAUCUCGGGAGUUAAGCCGCCUGAGUAAACCCAUGGGCUGGCUAUGCGGGCUUCCACCUUAACCGCCUUUUACUGGUAUUCGAGAGAUCUCUUAAGUCUAAGGACACUGACCGUAGAUGCCAAUAGCCAAACCGCUAUUGUCAUGAAUAGCGUGGGUUGUAUAUAGUGGGUUACCUUUCAUCUAUAUAUACCUUAGGUAGGUAAGUAGUUGUAUAACCUUAUAGAAUCAAUCCAUUGACAUAGUUUCCUUCACGUCAAUCUCAAUGUACUAUAGCCAUAAUCUAGGUACCUAGACCUAGAUAACCUACCCGGUAUAUAUAGGUACAAUACUGGAUGCGACGUACCAGUAUUUCUAGAAUUUCUUAACGUUAGCAUCUCCCAAUUU